CCCAAGCGGUGGCGAGGAAAGGAAUAGCGGGAAGAGAUAAUGGUGGCAUUACACGUGGGCAUUAUCUCUUUCAAUUCUUGCUUUCCUUGUCUGCCUGGUUCUCGUCUCCUCCGACUCCGCUUCACCAAACGCAAAUCAUCUUCCGUUGCUGCCAUGAGUGAGGAUCCAAUCCGUGAAUGGAUUCUGUCAGAAGGAAAGGCAACUCAGAUUACAAAGAUAAGUUCUAUUGGUGGUGGUUGUAUCAAUCUUGCAAGUCGUUACGACACUGAUGCUGGUUCUUUCUUUGUCAAAACAAAUAGGAGUAUUGGACCAUCCAUGUUUGAGGGGGAAGCUCUUGGCUUAGGAGCCAUGUAUGAAACCAGAACAAUCCGUGUACCUAAGCCAUUUAAGGUUGGACCCCUACCAGCAGGAGGAUCUUACAUCAUUAUGGAAUUUAUUGAAUUUGGUGCAUUUAGAGGGAAUCAGUCUGUCCUAGGAAGGAAGCUCGCUGAAAUGCAUAAAGCUGGGAAAUCUGAAAAAGGCUUUGGAUUUGAUGUUGAUAAUACAAUUGGCAGCACUCCUCAGAUAAAUACAUGGACAUCAGAUUGGAUUGAGUUUUAUGGAGAGCAUAGACUAGGUUACCAACUAAAGUUGGCAUUAGAUCAGUAUGGUGAUACAAGCAUUUGCCAAAAAGGACAAAGACUUGUUAAGAACAUGGCACCUUUGUUUGAGAACAUAGUUAUAGAGCCAUGCUUGCUUCAUGGAGACUUAUGGAGUGGGAAUAUCAGCUCUGACAAAAAUGGCGAGCCUGUUAUCCUUGACCCAGCAUGUUAUUAUGGGCAUAGUGAGGCAGAAUUUGGAAUGUCAUGGUGUGCUGGUUUUGGAGGAUCAUUCUACAAUGCUUAUUUUGAGGUGAUGCCAAAACAACUAGGGUUUGAGAAAAGGAGAGAUCUUUAUAUGUUGUAUCAUUACCUGAACCAUUAUAAUCUUUUCGGUUCUGGAUAUAGAUCAUCGGCGAUGUCAAUAAUAGAUGACUAUCUGCGGCUAUUAAAUGUGUAAUUGGGUACAAGAGAAGUGUAUGCAUUUGUAUAGGCUUUUUGUUGUUGAACUCUUGUUUUAAACAAUUUCAACUCCAUCUUUCUGUUUUAAGCAAUAUAAUAUAUGCCCAAAGAUCUUUACAUUCUA
Messenger RNA from Hevea brasiliensis (rubber tree), 1164 nucleotides. Its product is annotated as protein-ribulosamine 3-kinase, chloroplastic. The transcript has 9 exons. The record is from RefSeq and is a predicted model, not a curated record. Bases 40 to 1038 code for a protein of 332 amino acids. Lineage: Eukaryota; Viridiplantae; Streptophyta; Magnoliopsida; Malpighiales; Euphorbiaceae.